AUGAUGGGCCUAUCACCGCUUCAAGUUCAGCCACAGUCGCAGCCGGAUCAAGAGCAAGCCGCAAUACUCACACGUAUCAAACAACGCUCAUACACCGAUCCCGACAACGAGGGACGAUUCCUGUACAAUCUCUUCGUCAUACAGUACUUCAAGUCCUUCCAGCGCAACGCGUCUGAGGUGGAGUUGCACCUCAGACACGGUGGGAUCAACGAGGUCAAGGAGAACGUCGUUCAGUUGCAGCUAUCCAGCGAUCUCACAGAGGAGGAAAUGUCUUUUUUUCCUCCCUUCAUCUGUGUAGAGCACAGUGUUGUGUGCGCCUGGUUGCAAAACAGUUGCAUCGCGCACCUUCUCGAGCGCCUCCAGACCAUGGCCGUAGGACCAGCUCUGCAAACAGCAAUUACACAAUUCCUGGUACUCUGCUGA
Molecule: messenger RNA, 423 nt
Organism: Alternaria incomplexa
Lineage: Eukaryota; Fungi; Ascomycota; Dothideomycetes; Pleosporales; Pleosporaceae
Exons: 2
Coding region: 1-423 (140 amino acids)
Source: RefSeq, a predicted model, not a curated record